Messenger RNA from Alnus glutinosa, 2140 nucleotides. Its product is annotated as cytochrome P450 CYP82D47-like. The transcript has 2 exons. Gene Ontology annotation, molecular function: oxidoreductase activity, acting on paired donors, with incorporation or reduction of molecular oxygen; iron ion binding; heme binding. NCBI's taxonomy places the organism in Eukaryota, Viridiplantae, Streptophyta, Magnoliopsida, Fagales, Betulaceae. Gene Ontology annotation, biological process: defense response to other organism. The record is from RefSeq and is a predicted model, not a curated record. The coding region runs from base 42 to 1643 and encodes 533 amino acids.
CAGACCAUACCUCUUCUCCUCAAACCUGGCCUCCAUCGUCCAUGCAGAAGCAGGUUCUUUGCCUCUUUUCUCACGCAUCCGCUACAACUUUCAUGGCCACUAUCCUUGCUUUUUUUCUGUUCCUCUUCUUUCUAUUAUGGAUAUUAAGAAGAAUCCAAAUAACUCCUCGUAAAACAAUACUUCCACCAGAAGCUGGUGGCGCCUGGCCUUUGAUUGGCCACCUGCACCUAUUACGAGGGUCAAAACCAGCCCAUAUAACAUUGGGUAACAUGGCCGAUAAGUAUGGAUCAAUCUUCACUAUCCGGCUUGGCGUACAUCGUACUCUCAUAGUGAGCAGUUGGGAGAUUGCUAAAGAGUGCUUCACCACCCAUGACAAAGUCUUUGCCAGCCGUCCAAAAGCUAUAGCUUCAGAACUCAUGGGCUACAACUAUGCCUUGUUUGUGCUUAGCCCUUACGGUCCUCACUGGCGCCAAGUGCGUAAAAUAGCUACCGUCGAGGUCCUCUCCAACCACCGCCUUGAGAUGCUCAAAGACAUCCGAGAGUCUGAAGUAAAUACAUCUAUAAAAGAGAUAUAUGAGCUCUGGGUCAAGAACAACAACGUGUUGGUAGAGAUGAAGAGAUGGUUUGGGUCCCUAUCCCUAAAUGUAUUAUUUAGGAUGGUUAUUGGGAAGCGAUUUGAUGGGACUGCAACCAAGAAUGAGAAUGAAUGGAACGAUCAAUCCCGGAAGACAUUAAAAGAUUUCUUUGAGUUGAGUGGUACGGUUGUGGCAGCAGAUGCGCUUCCUUACCUAAGGUGGUUGGACUUGGGAGGGUACGAGAGGGCAAUGAAGCGAACUGCAAAAGAAUUUGAUGUUGUGGUUGAAGGUUGGUUAGAAGAACAUAAGCAAAGGAAGGUUUCCGGUGAGGCAAAGGGACACAAAGACUUUAUGGAUGUGAUGUUGUCUAUUGCUACUGACAACGAAGAGAACUCCAAUCAUGAUGCUGAUACAAUCACUAAAGCUACAUGUCUGUCCCUUCUCGUAGCGGGCGCAGACACAAUAGCAACAACAUUGACAUGGGCUCUGUCUUUGCUUCUUAACAAUCGGGAAGCUCUAAAGAAAGCACAACAAGAGAUAGAUGUCCAUAUUGGGAGGGAGAGACAAGUAAAGGAAUCAGAUACGAAAAACUUGGUCUAUCUCCAAGCUAUCUUCAAAGAAUCAAUGCGUUUACACCCUGCCGCAUCGCUAUCUGUCCCACAUGAGUCCACGGAAGACUGUACUUUGGCUGGCUACCACAUUCCAGCAGGCACGCGACUCCUUGUUAAUUUUGCAAAAAUCCAUCGAGACCCACAUGUUUGGUCUGAUCCAAAUGAAUUUCGGCCAGAAAGAUUCCUUACAACCCAUAAGGGUAUUGAUGUUAGGGGCCAGCAUUUCGAAUUGUUACCAUUUGGUGCCGGCAGAAGAGGGUGCCCGGGAACUUCAUUAGCGUUACAGGUUAUGCAACUUACACUUGCCACCUUGUUGCAGGCUUUUGAAAUUGCAACCCCUUUAGAAGAGCCCGUGGACAUGACCGAGAAAGUUGGAAUUAACAACCAGAAAACCACACCAGUUGAAGUCCAUCUCACUCCACGCCUUCCUACUCAACUAUAUGCAUGGUUUGAUUAGAUAUUUGAUAACUAAAAUGCGGGCUACACUAUUUCAUAAUAAGUAAUGCUAUUGAGUAAACUGUUCUACGGCUGCCAUACAACUAAGAUAACGUGGCAGUAAAAUCAGCCAUUGAUUUUCUUUUUAACAAGUGUUGAUUCUAGGGCUGACUAUUACUUUCACAUUAUUAAAUUGUAUGACAGCCGUAUAACAAUUUACUAAAUAACAUUACUCUUUAAUAAUUAGUGUGCGCAAGGAUUCCUUCUUAUGUUUUUCGUUUUACAUUUUGGGCUAUUGGGGUGUGCUUAUGUGUUACGUGGCAAGAAUCAUUCACGAUCAAAGGGAAGUAAGAUGUAGACAUGCAAUAAAAGGACUCCAGGAAUAAGAGCAUAUCUGCUCAGUAGAAUUCUAGAAUAAGAAGAUAUCUCCUCAGUAGUUUAGUAGUAAUAGUAUUUAUCAAUAUAUGUAGUUCAAAACCCAAUGUAAUUCAUCGACUAUGUUCUUAUCGGUUCUUAGCU